GCUUGUUUUUCAAACCAACUCUUUUUCUUUUCUAACAGCUUCUCCUGAGAUUGUUGGCCACAAGCGUAGUGAGAACAAGAAUGAGGGGGAAACAGCCGUGCUGUACUGUAAGUCUCUGGGCUAUCCUCUCCCUGUGUGGACCUGGAGGAAGUUUGAGAAUGGUGUUUUUCGGGAAAUUGACAACAACACUGAACGUCACUCUAUCAGCAGCAAAGACAACUACACCGAGCUCCAGAUCACCACUCUGGAUAUUAUUGCAGACCCUGGAGAAUACCACUGUAACGCCACUAACAUCAUUGGCAGCCGUGACGAAAAGUCUAUCCUGAGAGUUCGCAGCCUGUUGGCCCCCCUGUGGCCACUGCUGGGGGUUUUGUUUGAGAUCAUCAUCCUGGUCAUCAUCAUUGUUGUUUACGAGAAGCGUAAGAAGCCAGAAGACUUACAGGACGGUGAGUCACCACUUAUAAAACAAAACAACUUCGUUUGUUUUUGUUUUAAUGGCGUCCCACUUGAUCCAAGCAGUAAUUGGUUUUACCGUAAAGGUGUUGACGUCUUUGCGUCUUUAGUUUUGCCAAAGAUGUCACCACCAGAGUCACCUGACCCUGUGCUGGGCCUUAACUCAAUAAUUCAGCCUGGCAAGGUUGACCCAACAGGCAGAAACUGUUGCAGGAGGUCGCACCUUGUCAGGACAAUUUCAUCCAUUUAAUAUUCAUGAGGAAUAUGAUACUGCAGUGUUGCAGUGUGGGCGCUCUUAAUUAUUUACAUCUUUCCAAGGACCUUGUGCCGUACCCAAGCUGCUGCCACUUUACCCAGGAGACCUCAUUCAGCUCCACAGCCUGUGUUUGUCAUCCUGGCAUUCUUUUAAUAAGACCCGGCCAUUUGCUUUAUCGUAAAUUAUGUAUUAAUGGUAUUUGGACGACCUUUUUCUCUCAAACAGAAUUUUGAUGUUGCCACUCGCUGAUUAGAGAUAUCACACAGUGGCUGACUAAUGAUUCAUGACUCUGAAUAUAUUCAUAUUGUGACUCAUUACGUGGUUGGAAAUGAAUGAUCCAUUCAGAUUAUAAUGCAUAUUUAGCAUCUGAAAUAGAAAUACAAAAAAAUACCAUUUUAUAAAGUGUUGCUGUUGUAGUUUGAUCGUGAUUUAAAGCAUAUAGUGUUAACUGUCAAGACAAAAUCAGCUUCCUAAGAGAAAACUUUUAAUUUGGGUAAAAAAAAAUAACCCAAGAACAUCACAGCGGUGAAUUUCUUUUUAGGUCAAUAAAU
This is a messenger RNA of Cynoglossus semilaevis (tongue sole), 1260 nucleotides long. Its product is annotated as neuroplastin-like. The annotation marks the transcript as partial. The transcript is spliced from 2 exons. Gene Ontology annotation, cellular component: axon; plasma membrane. Gene Ontology annotation, molecular function: cell-cell adhesion mediator activity. Gene Ontology annotation, biological process: dendrite self-avoidance; axon guidance; homophilic cell-cell adhesion. NCBI's taxonomy places the organism in Eukaryota, Metazoa, Chordata, Actinopteri, Pleuronectiformes, Cynoglossidae. The record is from RefSeq and is a predicted model, not a curated record.